GAGGCGCCUACUACUCCAACCGCGACUGCAGCGAGCAACUGAGAAGACUGGAUAGAGCCAGCGGCGCCGCGAACGAGCAGUGACCGCGCUCCCACCCAGCUCUGCUCCACAGCUCCCACCAGUGUCUACCCCUGGACCCCUCGCUGGACUUUCCCCAAACCUCUACCAUGAUGUUCUCGGGUUUCAAUGCCGACUACGAGGCAUCAUCCUCCCGCUGCAGCAGCGCCUCCCCGGCCGGGGACAGUCUUUCCUACUACCAUUCCCCAGCCGACUCUUUCUCCAGCAUGGGCUCCCCUGUCAACGCACAGGACUUCUGCGCAGAUCUAUCCGUCUCCAGUGCCAACUUUAUCCCCACGGUGACAGCCAUCUCCACCAGCCCAGACCUGCAGUGGCUAGUGCAGCCCACCCUGGUCUCCUCCGUGGCACCAUCGCAGACCAGAGCGCCCCAUCCCUACGGAGUCCCAACUCCAUCGACUGGGGCUUACUCCAGAGCUGGAAUGGUGAAGACCAUGUCAGGCUGCAGAGCGCAGAGCAUCGGCAGAAGGGGCAAAGUAGAGCAGUUAUCUCCUGAAGAGGAAGAGAAACGGAGAAUCCGAAGGGAAAGGAAUAAGAUGGCUGCAGCCAAAUGCCGGAAUCGGAGGAGGGAACUGACAGAUACUCUCCAAGCGGAGACAGACCAACUUGAAGACGAGAAGUCUGCGUUGCAGACUGAGAUUGCCAAUCUGCUGAAAGAGAAGGAAAAACUGGAGUUUAUUUUGGCAGCCCACCGACCUGCCUGCAAGAUCCCUGAUGACCUGGGCUUCCCAGAAGAGAUGUCUGUGGCCUCCCUGGAUUUGACUGGGGGUCUGCCUGAGGCUACCACCCCAGAGUCCGAGGAGGCCUUCACCUUGCCCCUUCUCAAUGACCCCGAGCCCAAGCCAUCACUGGAGCCCGUCAAGAGCAUUAGCAACAUGGAGCUGAAGGCUGAGCCCUUUGAUGACUUCUUGUUCCCGGCAUCCUCUAGGCCCAGCGGCUCCGAGACCGCUCGCUCUGUGCCAGAUAUGGACCUGUCCGGUUCCUUCUACGCAGCAGACUGGGAGCCUCUGCACAGCAGCUCCCUGGGGAUGGGGCCCAUGGUCACAGAGCUGGAGCCCCUGUGCACUCCGGUGGUCACCUGUACUCCCAGCUGCACCACUUACACGUCUUCCUUUGUCUUCACCUACCCGGAGGCUGACUCCUUCCCCAGCUGCGCAGCGGCCCACCGAAAGGGCAGCAGCAGCAAUGAGCCCUCCUCUGACUCCCUGAGCUCACCCACACUGCUGGCCCUGUGAGCAGUCAGGGAAGGGGGGGCAGCGGCAUCCCAAGCGCCACUGCCUGAGCUGGUGCAUUACGAGAGGAGAGACGUCUUCCCCGAGGGUUCCUGUAGACCUAGGGAGGACCUUAUCUGUGCGUGAAACACACCAGGCUGUGGGCCUCAAGGACUUGACAGCAUCCACAUCUGGACGCAAGUCCUCACCUCUUCCGGAGAUGUAGCAAAAAAACAA
Messenger RNA from Acomys russatus (golden spiny mouse), 1523 nucleotides. It is a transcript of the gene Fos, whose product is annotated as Fos proto-oncogene, AP-1 transcription factor subunit. The transcript is spliced from 4 exons. Gene Ontology annotation, cellular component: nucleus. NCBI's taxonomy places the organism in Eukaryota, Metazoa, Chordata, Mammalia, Rodentia, Muridae. The coding region runs from base 168 to 1310 and encodes 380 amino acids. The record is from RefSeq and is a predicted model, not a curated record. Gene Ontology annotation, biological process: regulation of transcription by RNA polymerase II. Gene Ontology annotation, molecular function: DNA-binding transcription factor activity, RNA polymerase II-specific; RNA polymerase II cis-regulatory region sequence-specific DNA binding.